Molecule: messenger RNA, 1710 nt
Organism: Megalops cyprinoides (Indo-Pacific tarpon)
Lineage: Eukaryota; Metazoa; Chordata; Actinopteri; Elopiformes; Megalopidae
Gene: dnajc18
Product: DnaJ (Hsp40) homolog, subfamily C, member 18
Exons: 8
Coding region: 443-1621 (392 amino acids)
Biological process (GO): cellular response to misfolded protein
Cellular component (GO): endoplasmic reticulum membrane
Molecular function (GO): Hsp70 protein binding
Source: RefSeq, a predicted model, not a curated record
UGUGAGACAUGGAAGAAAAUAAGAUCUUAAUGUCAGCGUUAAAUUUCUUAUUGUCGUGCAAGGAUUUCAGCGCUGUUUUUUAAUUUUUGAUUUUCACAGCAUUGAGGGAACAAAAAAAGAAACAUAAUAAUUGUGCACGCGCAAAUAUAGCUAGUUAGCCAUGUCCGCGAGGAGUGCAGGCGAAAUGCGAGCGCGUGGAUGAUGAGAACAGAUGAUGCGAAACUGAAUUAUGGAUAGAUUCCCGGAGAAGACGAUGCCUGCAUGCACACAUUAGCUGGCUUCUUUUCUCCGAUAUCGGAAGAAGCGGCUUUGGCACUGCGGUGUCCGGCCUCCCUCUCUUAUUCGCUCUGUGCAGCAGGUUUCGUGUGUGGGACGAAGGAUUAACGAGAUCACGAAAUAACAGCCGGCUUACUAGCUGGCUAGCUAGCGGGUAACAGAAAAGAUGGAUAGAUUAGAAUCGGAUAGAUUGAUAGAAAAGGCAAAGCUCUGCUUGCGAUCCGGACGGAGAGAAAAAGCACUCCAGUUAUUGUAUGAAGCGCAGAAAAUAUAUCCCAGCACACGAGCCCGAGUUCUGAUCAAUGCCAUCCUGAGGAACGGCAGCGCAGCGGGGGAGGGCGGCCGCGACCCUCGGGGGUGCCGCUGGAGCGAGGAAGAAGAGGAAGAGGAGGAGGAGGAGAGCGUGGGAGGAAACGAGGAGGAGAGGAAGGCGUACACCGAGGAUCAGAGGCAGGGCGUGCUCAGGAUAAAAAAAUGCAAGGAUUUUUACGAGAUUCUGGGCGUGACGAAGGAUGCCAGCGACGAGGACCUGAAGAAGGCCUACAGGAAGCUGGCCCUCCGAUUCCACCCGGACAAGAACUGCGCACCAGGAGCCACGGAAGCCUUCAAAGCGAUCGGAAACGCGUACGCUGUGCUGAGCAACCCGGAGAGGCGGCGGCAGUACGACCAGGCGGGCGAGGCCAUGGCCACGGAGAGCUCCCCGCACCCGAGCGCCCACGCCCGGCACGGAGGCCAUUACCGCGGAUUCUACCGCGACUUCGAGGCCGACAUCUCCCCCGAGGAGCUCUUCAACGCCUUCUUCGGCGGCAGGUUCCCCACAGGUAACAUCCACGUGUACACCAACAGAGGAGCCACCUACACCCACUACUACCAGCCCCGCCGGCGACGGAUGAACGAGAGGAGGGGGGAGGAGGAGGUGGAGGAGAACCGCAGCCAGAACACAUUCACUGCCGUCCUGCAGCUUCUGCCCGUGCUGGUGCUGAUCCUCAUCUCUGUGAUCACGCAGCUGAUGGCCACCAACCCCCCCUACAGCCUCUUCUACAAGCCGUCCUUGGGGCUGGUGGUUUCUCGGGAGACGCAGCACAUGGGCGUGACCUACUACGUGGACAAGGGCUUCCAGAAGGAGUACAAGGGGGCGUCGCUGCUGGAGCUGGAGAAGGCGGUGGAGAGCGACUACAUCGAGCACCUCCAGAGCAGCUGCUGGAAGGAGAAGCAGCAGAAGUCAGACCUGGCAAACAUGGGGCAGCUGUACCGGGACGAGAGGAUGAAGCAGAAGGCAGAGUCCAUGAAGCUGGAGAACUGUGAUAGGCUGUACCGCAUUGUGGGCCGGCAGCGGGGCGAAUGAGGCGGGGCCUGGAGGGGCGGGGCCAGCGCACAAAGAGCGACAUGUUUGAUUCUGUAGCAAUGUUACUUUAAAAAUUAUAUUUAUUUUAA